Messenger RNA from Drosophila kikkawai, 683 nucleotides. RefSeq names its product protein KRTCAP2 homolog. NCBI's taxonomy places the organism in Eukaryota, Metazoa, Arthropoda, Insecta, Diptera, Drosophilidae. The record is from RefSeq and is a predicted model, not a curated record.
AACUUAUUAAGCCGCGUUGACACACUACUUAUUUGUCAUUCAUUUUUAAUUAAGCAGUUUAAAUUUUAAAGUUUAGGACAACCUGUCAGCCCUAGGCGCUGCAGCACCGGAACGUUGACAUGUGACUGGCAGUUCAUUACACGUACAACAAAGACGCCGGCUGAGAGAAAAUAAAAUAUGUCCGCCUCGUCCAGCAAGAGCACUCUGGUGUCCUCCAUCAUCUCGGGGCUCCUGAGCCUUGUAAUCUUCGCCACGCUCCGCUUUUGUGCAGACUGGUUUAGUGACUCCCAGCUAAAGGUUCUGCUGGGCGGAUAUCUCUUUUCCUGGCUCUUCAUCCUGAGCCUCACCUGCGUAUCCAACGUGGAGAUGCUCGUCUUCGGCCAGGACUUCCAAGCUAAGCUCGUGCCGGAGAUCCUCUUCUGCCUAUCUCUGACGGUGGCUGCUGCGGGAAUAGUGCAUCGGGUGUGCGCCACCACGAGCAUCCUCUUUUCGCUGGUGGGCCUCUACUUCCUGAAUCGAAUCUCCAACAGCUACUACUCGAGCUCAGUGGCCACCGUUGACGCACCCGCGCUGCGCAAGGGCGGCAAGAAGUUCAAAUAAACGCACGGAAUCUCUAGCUUUAUGAGCUAAUUCAAACAUUCUAUUACUAAUACAAACCAAUAAAUAAUACACAGUAAAACUCA